Emericellopsis cladophorae is the source of this 3276-nucleotide messenger RNA. RefSeq names its product Vacuolar protein sorting-associated protein-like protein. NCBI's taxonomy places the organism in Eukaryota, Fungi, Ascomycota, Sordariomycetes, Hypocreales, Bionectriaceae. Gene Ontology annotation, biological process: retrograde transport, endosome to Golgi; Golgi to vacuole transport. The record is from RefSeq and is a predicted model, not a curated record. The transcript has 4 exons. Gene Ontology annotation, molecular function: syntaxin binding. Bases 1 to 3276 code for a protein of 1091 amino acids. Gene Ontology annotation, cellular component: GARP complex.
AUGUUCUCUUCGCCUACCGGAGCAAAAUCGACAGGAAACAUCGCAGCCCUGUCCUCUUCGCCGGGAGGCCGCUCAGAGUAUCCAUUUCCGGCCCACGCGCAAGGGCCGCUCAACGUCCAGGAGGAGCUCGACAGCUUCCUCUAUUCGCUCUCUAUCUCGACCUUGUUGCAACCGCCAAUAAUCCGCACUGGUCUGUCCGGUUUGACAUCAUCAGCCUCUAACGUACACAAGCCGCCGACAACCCGAGAUAUUCCGCCUGUCACCUUGACAAACAUUGAGCAUGUCGAGUCGGAAGAAUUCGCGCCAUACCUGAGCCAAUUCGGAGCCCUGCAUGAACAGUUGAAACGGAUCAAAGAGAGCGAAUCUGAGGCAUCGUCAAGCCGAAAGGGUAGUCGUCAUGACGAGAGUGGGGAAGCAAGCGGUGGCGACGGGCUCUUGCGGCCAGGUGGUCGCUCUAGCAUGACGAGAAAGGGUUCCGCGGCCUCGCUAUCAUCCUUGAAUUCGAACGAGGCGCCUAGCCCGGUGCGGAGGUCAAGCUCGAGUUUCGGACGAAGAGCUGCCCAAGGACCGCCGCCCUUGUCUACGAUUCCGACGGUAUAUUUUGACGAGGACUUUCACCUCGAGAAUCCGAGAACGUUUGACGUGGUGAGCGAACGGUCUGAGGUGAUUCGACCAUCGCAGAACGAAAACGACAACAAGACGAGUCUCGACGGGGACGCGGCUGCGCCCCGAAAGGCCCUCGCGACCAAUGCGAUCCUGCAGGAGAAGCUUUCGUGGUACAUGGACACCAUCGAGGUGCAUCUGAUCAACUCGAUAUCGACCGCUUCGACGACAUUCUUCACAGCGCUGGGUUCAUUGAAGGAACUACACUCCGAGGCUGCCGAUUCCGUACAGCGCAUCAAGGCGUUGAGACUGGAGCUGGAGGCUUUGGACAAGGAGAUUGUAACCCAGGGCUUGGACAUUGUCAAGAAGCGUCAACGUCAAGAGAAUCUGCGUCAAUUGAAUGGCGCUGUCUUGCAGUUAAGGCUGAUCGUUGACGGGGUAGCCGACUGCGAGACUCUUGUCGAGAAAGGCGAGGUCGACAAAGCUCUGGACAGCAUCGACUCUCUGGAGUACCUAAUUGCAGGAGAGCGCGAGACCUCGCAGAUUCUGGCGGAAGAUGUAACUCUGCGAGAUUUGAGGGGCGCGACUGCGCUGCAAGGCGUCAAUGCCGACUUGAUGACGUUGCGAAUGCGUGUGGGCAAGGCGUACGAGGCUCAAUUUGUCAAUGUGCUAUUAGGCGAUCUCAAGAAACACAUGGAGUCGGUGUCUUCAACAGAGAUACUACUCCGAUGGAGCCACGCCGCCUCGAGAGCGAGAGGUGGCCACGCCAGAUCGCCAUCAAACUUUCCAAGCUACCUGACAGGGACAGAAGAGCUGAAGCGACAGUUGGCACCCACGAUCAAAGGUCUCGAUCGCGCGCAACAUGUCGCUGCGGCUGCCAUCAUCUAUCGAGAGAUUGCGUUAAAGGAGAUCCGUAACCUCAUUCGACGGCCGUUACCCAGCUCCAGUGACGACGACAACGAAUCCAUGAUGUCGGUAUCGACCGCUGCUAGCGGAGGGCGGGUUCGCUCAAGCCAAGAAAAAUCGUCGAUUCUUGCGAGAAAUCUGCGCGCAUUGGGUCCAGACGAGGCCGAAGAACUGUUGGCGACAAUCUACGUGGGCGUCACAGAAACGCUACGCAGACUAACGACCCAAACCAAGGUUAUCCUCGACAUUGCCAGCUCGCUGUCGGCGGCGCCAAACGGGGAUGGGCUCAAGUCUCCGCCUUCUAGGUCGCCGAUAUCGAGUCCACGGCUAGAUCGAAACAUGCCUCCAUUUAGCGGGUUCCAAUUACAAGAAGAGCUGCACAAAACGCUCGACGUUGCGAAUUUGCUAGGGCAAGCGGUGGACGUGGCCAUUGACAAGAUUGUCAAGGUACUCAAAGUGAGGAACGAACAGGCCGGAAACCUGCCCCUCGACUUCUUCCUACGGUAUUUCACGAUGAACCUCUACUUUGCGAACGAGUGUGAGGCCAUCUCGGGCCGCAGCGGCACUGCCCUGAAAAAUGUGGUUAAUAGCCACAUCAAGGACUUUGUGCAGAAAACCAGGGAUACCGAGAUGCAGAAGCUUGCACAGGGGAUGGAGUCGGAUCAGUGGAACGCCAAGGACUUUAGCGACGAGAAUGCUGAGCUCCUGGGGCAGCUGCUCGAGGCCAGUACCCAAGACCCGGCGGCGUGGUCGGAGAGGACCAAGAUAUGGGUGCCAUAUCACGAGAUUGAGAAGGCCGAGCGAGAGAGUAGUGCUGCUUCUACGGAGCCGAAUGGCACUGGCAAGGACAAGGGGCGCACGGCAAUCAUUGACUCCGAGAAGUUUGUGCUCCCUUCGUCGGCCAUCCUCUGCAUGCAGGGCACCGCGCAAUUUCUGCACUUGAUUGCGGGCAUCCCUUCUAUGACCACAGACAUUGCUUCGUCACUGGUGGCUUAUCUGCAGCUGUUCAACUCACGCUGUACCCAGCUCAUUCUAGGAGCGGGCGCGACGCGUUCUGCUGGGUUGAAGAACAUUACAUCGAAACACCUGGCAUUGGCCGCGCAAGCACUAUCAUUUAUCUCGACUCUCAUACCCCAUGUUCGCGAGUUUGUGCGUCGCCACGCAGGCUCUGGCGCGGGUGUGUCGUCCGUCAUGGGUGAGUUUGACAAGGUGCGGAGACUGCUGCAAGAACACCAGGACAGUAUCCACCAGAAGCUGGUAGACAUUAUGAGCGGGCGUGCGUCGGUCCACGCAAAGGGUAUGAGGAGCAUCGAGUGGGACAAGCAGGUCGAUGGCAUACAUCCGUACAUGGAGACGCUAUGCAAGGAGACGAGCACAUUACACCGGGUCCUCACGAAGCACCUCCCGGAGACGUCCAUCCUCAUGAUCAUGGGACCCGUGUUUGGCAGCUACAAGGAACAACUAGGGGCAGCUCUCAAGGCUGCGAACCCGAAGACACAAGAGGGCCAUCAGAGCAUGAUACGCGAUGUCGAGUUCUUUACAACCAAGCUAGGCAAGGUGGAUGGCUUUGGCGAUGCUGGCGAGAGCCUACUCAGCGUCGCCAAAACCAAGGAAGUCAAGGCUGCGGAGCCCCUUCCCUCCCCGGCUGAGGAGGAGAAGUCGCCGGAAAAGGGGUCGUCGUCGGCUGACAUGGACUCGUCUGAUCCUGCUGAGGAAGAGAUUGCGACAAAGGACCUUGACCAAGGGACUACGACGGUUGAGAGUUGA